UAAUUUUGAGAAUGGUUAACUUUUAUGAUUUGAGAUUUUAUUUAGAAUAUUUAGGUCAAUUAAAUUAAUUUCUUAUGAUUGAGAUUUUAGUUUAGUGGCAGCAUUUAUGAUUAUAAAGUUAUUAUUAAAACAGGUCAUUGAUGAUGAGAAAACAGUGGAGAGGAAAAUGACAUGCACCCAAGCAUUGAAAACAGUCGCUCUCAACCCUACAUGGCCAUGAAAAUGGAAGAGUUGACUCCAAGGUACUGUAAACCACAGGUUGGCCUGCAACGCUAUCAAGCACAGGUGAUGGUUAGAAAACAGUCGCUCUCAACCCUACAUGGCCAUGAAAAUGCAUCGAUCCUAGCUUUCUUCGAACCUUCCCGCUGGAAGACUCGACUCUGAACGGGUUGCCCUGAAAUGCUAUAAAGCAGAUGGGAUGGUAAAAAAAAAAAGUCGCUUAUCCGCUCACCCCCCAUAUGGCCACGAAAAUGCACCCAAGCUGCCUCAGGGCCCUUAGAGGGGGCAACAUGGCCCGCCUCCGUGCGCUGCUCCAGGAUGACCCAACUCGAUUCUACGGCAUCACCGUUAAAGGAAACAGCAUACUCCACAUCUCCGCAAGCCUCGGCAACAUCUGGCCCAUCAUCGAGGCGUGCAAUCUCCCUGAAUUGGACCUCCUACAGCACCAGAACUUAAAAGGCGACACGAUCCUCCACUGCGCUGCCCGUGCACGCCAUGACCAGAUCCUAUCAUUGCUGAUCGAUCAUGGAGCAGGAUUGCAAAUGACGGGAGUGUUGAACCAACGCGAGGAUAGCGCUUUGCACGAAGCUGCACGAGGCGGCCAUGCCAAAGUUGUCCGCCAACUUUUAGCUGUUGGAGAGAAUAUGACGUGCAUGGUUAACGGAGAUGGAGAGUCUCCGCUUUAUCUAGCAGCGGUGAGAGGCUCAGUGGAGAUUGUGGAAAUGUUGCUUGGAUGUGCGGAGGUGGAUUAUAGAGGACCUCGAGGGCAAACUGCUCUGCAUGCUGCCGUCUGCCGAAGCUAUGAUAUUACGCAGAUUCUACUGGAAAGAAUACCGGCACUAAACCUACAGGCGGAUGCCUCCCUAAGCGCCCCCAUUCACUACGCAGUUUCCCUUCGAGAUGUAAAGAUGGUGCGUCUUUUACUAAAAGCGAACGCUACAAUAGCUCAUCUCCUGGACGACAAGGGCCUCUCAGCCAUCCACAUAGCAGCAAGCAAGGGCUAUACGAAAGUUAUUUGGGAGAUACUCCGCCAUUGCCCUGAUGCCACUGAGCUUACUGAUUAUGAUGGAAACAAUUUUCUUCAUGUUGCUGCAAAGAAGGGAAUGAUAAUAGUGGUGAGACAAGUUCUUAGAAAUCCUCUACUCAGACAGAGCAUAAAUGAGACAGAUCACGAGGGAAACACACCAUUGCAUUUGGCUGCAAUGAACUGCCAGUGGAGAAUCGUCCGCCUUUUGUUGUCAAAUAACAGAGUCGAUAAAAAUAUUAUAAACUGCAAAGGUCUCACUCCCCUUGAUGUAGCUUCAUCAAUUGAUGCCUCCAAAUUUGGCUUCAGGAGGAGGAUUAUGAUAGAAAAAUUGAACUCUGCUGGCACCAAAUUUGGCCCUCACCGAAUGGACAUCAUGAUGCCUGAGGAUCAAGAUUAUCCAGAAGAAGAGCUUGACAGACAUAGAGCAAUGGCAAAUAACCUUGCAAUAGUGGCAGUACUCAUUGCUACAGUUACAUUUGCAGCUGCUUUCACCUUGCCUGGAGGUUACAACAAUGAUGAUAGUAACCACAGACAAGGCAUGGCGAUUCUAGCUAAGAAAGUAGCUUUCAAGGUGUUCCUUAUCUCUGAUACCAUUGCAAUGGCAAGCUCUAUGUGCAUAACCUUCUUGCUAAUUAGUAGUAGCUCUCCAGAGCGCGACCAAAGAUUGAGCGUCAUCAUUACUGCCCAGUUUUGCGUACAGGUUGCACUAGUAGCAAUGUUGGUGGCAUUUUCCAUGGGCAUUUAUGUGGUCGUGGUUUCACAAUGCAGAUGGUUGGCUGAUCUUAUUUGUGGAAUGGCUAUUUGUACUCCCUUUAUUAUUUUGUGGUCAUCUAGUUUCAUAAAGGUUUACUCUCCCUUAAAUAAGCAAAUGAUACUAGCUUAGUUUAUCAUAAGCUCGUUCAUAUUCGAGCUCAAUUUUGAACUUUUAUAUUUGUGUUUAAUCUUGGUUCAUUUAAAAUGACAUAUGUUUAUAUUUAGUU
This is a messenger RNA of Dendrobium catenatum, 2226 nucleotides long. RefSeq names its product serine/threonine-protein phosphatase 6 regulatory ankyrin repeat subunit C. The coding region runs from base 510 to 2129 and encodes 539 amino acids. Gene Ontology annotation, molecular function: protein phosphatase regulator activity; protein phosphatase 1 binding. The transcript has 3 exons. The record is from RefSeq and is a predicted model, not a curated record. Gene Ontology annotation, cellular component: plasma membrane. Lineage: Eukaryota; Viridiplantae; Streptophyta; Magnoliopsida; Asparagales; Orchidaceae.